AUGAGCGUUGCUAUGGCUCGCCGUCGGCCCUCCCUUCGCGGCACUGUGCUGGCAGUGCUUGGCCUGCCCCUGUGCUUCUCCGAAGCCAGCGCUGCGGAACAGGUUCCCUUGGGAUGCUUCCUUUACGGCUGGAAGGUCGCCGAGGCGCUCAGCGGCAUCUCAAACCCAGUGAACGCCUCAGAUGCGGUGGAGUGCCAGAAGAAAUGUGCGGCCACCGACGAGUGCAAGUCCUUUGGCUUCCAGACAUCUUUCAAUGCUUGCUGGCUGGGAUCGGACAUUCAGACUCCAAGCAGGGCACUGUCAAAUGGCUUCGUGGCUGGGCCGGCCAAAUGUGUUGCGGAAAGAAGAUUCCUGAGUGGCUUGGAGGCCAGCCCCGCUUGCACUGCAUCGCCAAGCAUUCGGUUUCCCGGUCGGACGGCCGGAGAGUCAGCAUCCACCUUCACCUCCGGCAUGGUCCCUGUGCCCCUGCAAUGCUGGCCGCACUACGCAGCAACCGGGAAGCCGGCCUUGUGCAAGGGCUCCCUGAUGCAAGUCCUGGAGGAUUCUGCCACGGGCUGGCCCGGAAACUGUCUAGGCUUGCAUUUCCUGCCGGACGAGACGUCAGAAACUUGUGAGACGAGUUGUCGCGGCAAUGUCAGCUGCUCAACAUUCCAAGUCGUUGAAACCGAUGCCGGGAUGCUGGAAUGCUGGCAGGGCACCGGCUACGACUGUUUCCGAGACAAUGUGCAGGCCCAGAACCCAGAAGGGGCCUUGCUGGAGAAGGAGAAAAUUCUGGCUGCAAAGCGCUUUCUGCGUGGCCGGUACCGCGUUCUGAAGGACUUGCGCGGCUUUGAGGUGACAGGGUUGCAGUAUGCCUUCGGCAAGGAAGCUUUUGGAUCGGAUGUGGAGCAGGCUGUCAUGAUGUGCAACCACACCUGCUUAUCUCUUGUUACGUGUCAAGCCUGGAGAUAUUCCACGGGGGAUGGAUGCUGGUUUGAUCGUGGCGAGCUUGUUUAUCCGCCAACCACCGAUACAUUUAUGAAGGGCACGGAAGCAGCAGCACUCGUUGUGGCCGGGGCCUAUGUCCAGCGGCUGUGCGAGGUUCCGCAGGAUCUGCACGAGGUGGUCUCGACAUCGGCCGCCAUCGCCAUAAUGACGACUCCAGAGGCCCUCAGCCUCUCCACUCUGCCGCUGAGCACUCUCCCUCCGCCGGUGCUGCCGCCGGUGCCGCCCGUGGCCGCUCUGAUCAAUGCUACCGCUCUUCCAGAUGUCCCUGGUGUCUCGGGUGUCUCGUGGACGCUCUCCACGACGCACACGCCAUCCACGACCGCCGCGACCGCCGCGAGCGCGACGGUGACCACAAACGGAAGCGCCUCCUUCCUCCCAGCGGUCACCGUCGCGAGCUCGGCGAGCCACCAGAGCUCCCAGGACACGUCCGACCGAUUUCCCGGCACCUUCUUGCGGGUUCUCUCGUCAGGCUUGGUCUUCUACAAGAGUGCCCGGCGCUUACCCGGCGGCGAGCGCGUCGUCGAUCAGUGCCGUGCAGCUGCCUCCGUCUCCGAGGAGGAGGUGAUCAGUGACAGCACGGGCCAGGCCUGGCCAGAGUCUGGCGCAGUCUGCCGGUGGGUCGCAGAACUGGUGGGCCGGAGCCUUGUCUGCUUCGAGGAAUGUCCUGCUGAUAUUUGCAGCGGUCCUUGCCCUCUGCUGCAAGAGCCCAAGGAAUCGUCGCGAAGCAGCGUGAAGACGGAAGGCAUGACGGAGGCGGAAGAGGUGGAUCGGUGCCCGGAGCUGGAUGGAUACUUGCCACGGACCGAGUCAGCGGGGCUGCGAGAAUAG
Messenger RNA from Symbiodinium sp. CCMP2592, 1815 nucleotides. The record is from the annotation of a GenBank genome assembly. NCBI's taxonomy places the organism in Eukaryota, Dinophyceae, Suessiales, Symbiodiniaceae.